AAUACAUAGAUAAGGACACUAACAACAUUGUAGUAACAUCAAUUUUGAAGGAAGAUACAAAGAAAACAUAGUAAACAUCGUAGUCUUAAAUUUUUAACUAAGUUUUCCUAUAAAUUUCAGUAAUUCUCCCACAACUUCAAGACAUCACAAGUAGAAAAGAAAAGAGUAAGAGUCCAAAGAGUUAUUAUUGUUAACAUGUCAAAGGGAGACAAUGUUGUUGUUUUGGACUUCUGGGCUAGUCCAUUUUGUGGUAGAGUGAAAACUGCUCUGGAAGAGAAAGGUGUGAAUUAUGUGAGCAAUGAAGAGGAUAUAAUUGGGAAAAAAAGUGAGCUUCUUUUGAAGUCGAAUCCUAUUCACCAAAAGGUGCCUGUGUUCUUGCACAAUGACAAACCUGUUCUUGAAUCUGCUAUCAUUGUUAGCUACAUUGAUGAGGUUUGGCCUUCCAACCCAUUGCUUCCAGCUAAUGCUUAUGAUCGCGCACAAGCUAGAUUUUUGGCUGAUUUCAUCGACAAAAAGGUAUUUGAAACUGGGAGGAGCAUUUGGGCUAGCAAUGGAGAAGAGAGAGAAGUGGGAACAAGAGACUUCCUUGAAGUUAUAAAGCAUCUAGAAGAAGCUCUUGGAGAGAAAGACUAUUUUGGUGGUGAUGCUUUUGGCUUUGUUGACAUCAUAGCCAUUCCUCAUUCUGCAUGGUUUUUAGCAUAUGAGAAACUUGGUGGAUUUAAAAUUGAAGAUCACUCACCAAAAUUCUCAGCUUGGAUUAAGAGAAGCUUGGAAAGAGAAUCUGUGAAGAAAGUACUUCCUGACCCUGAAAAGGUUUACCAGUUUGUCCUUCAUUUCAGGAAGAUGUUAGAACUUGAAUGAGGUUAAGAAUGCAUUUCAGGAAGAUAUCAUCUAUGGGAUUUCUAUUGCUUUUCAACUAUAUUUUAGUGUUUCAAUUCUGUAAUAUGUUGUUCCUUUACUCUUGUAUUUCUGUUGUAAUAAAGGUUUGAAAGAGUUUCAUCCCAAUAGCAAAAGUGGACCUCACUACAGAUUGGAUUUGGAUUAAACAUAGUUAUUGCUUUCCAUUGUUUUUUAU
Messenger RNA from Lathyrus oleraceus (garden pea), 1075 nucleotides. RefSeq names its product glutathione S-transferase U19. Gene Ontology annotation, molecular function: glutathione transferase activity. Gene Ontology annotation, cellular component: cytoplasm. The transcript is spliced from 2 exons. NCBI's taxonomy places the organism in Eukaryota, Viridiplantae, Streptophyta, Magnoliopsida, Fabales, Fabaceae. The record is from RefSeq and is a predicted model, not a curated record. The coding region runs from base 196 to 861 and encodes 221 amino acids. Gene Ontology annotation, biological process: glutathione metabolic process.